Messenger RNA from Varanus komodoensis (Komodo dragon), 1672 nucleotides. RefSeq names its product cochlin (gene COCH). NCBI's taxonomy places the organism in Eukaryota, Metazoa, Chordata, Lepidosauria, Squamata, Varanidae. Bases 1 to 1638 code for a protein of 545 amino acids. The record is from RefSeq and is a predicted model, not a curated record. The transcript is spliced from 11 exons.
AUGGUAACGGGUGGGGGGCUUUACGGUAUUGUCUUUCUGACCAGUACUGGGAAAGCCAGCGAGAGCUCGGCCCCUACCUCCAUUACAUGCUUUACAAGGGGACUUGAUCUCAGAAAGAAUAAGGUGGAUGUCCUCUGCCCACCAAAUUGUCCUAUAUCGCACUUCUUUGUCUAUGGAAAUGUUGUUUAUGCCUCCAUUUCCAGCAUUUGUGGAGCUGCUAUUCACAGAGGUCUAAUCGCCAGCUCGGGUGGACCUGUAAGAGUGAAAAUGUUACCAGGGCAAGAGAACUACUCUGCAGUAUAUGCCAAUGGAAUCCAGUCCCAAGUCCUCUCCAGAUGGUCUGCAUCAUUCUCAGUAUCCAGUUUGAGUGGAGCCCUUGAAGCGGCCGGGCGGCCAGUUUCAACAGCACGCCCACCCACAGCUAAGCGAACUAAGAAGCCUCUUGAGAAAAAGUCUGGGAACAAAGACUGUAAAGUGGAUAUUGCUUUUCUGGUUGAUGGAAGCUACAAUAUCGGGCAGCGCAGAUUUAAUCUGCAGAAGAACUUCGUUGGGAAAGUUGCAAUGAUGCUGGGAAUUGGAAUUGAAGGACCACAUGUUGGAGUUAUACAAGCCAGUGAACAACCAAAAAUUGAAUUUUAUCUCAAAAACUUCACUGCAUCAAAAGAUGUCUUAUUUGCCAUAAAAGAGAUAGGUUUCCAAGGAGGCGAUUCGAAUACAGGGAAGGCUUUGAAACACACAGCUCAACGAUUUUUUUCCAUUGAAAACGGGGUACGCAAAGGCAUCCCUAAAAUUGUUGUAGUUCUCAUAGAUGGCUGGCCCUCAGAUGAUAUGGAAGAAGCUGGUAUAUUGGCCAGAGAAUUUGGUGUUAAUGUAUUCAUUGUAUCCGUUGCAAAACCUAGCCCUGAAGAACUUGGGAUGGUUCAAGAUGUUGGCUUUAUCGAGAAGGCUGUUUGUCGAAACAAUGGCUUCUUUUCCUACAACAUACCAAGCUGGUUUGGCACUACAAAAUAUGUGAAGCCCCUCGUUCAAAAGCUCUGUGCUCAUGAACAAAUGCUAUGCAGCAAGACUUGCUACAACUCCGUGAACAUAGCUUUUCUGAUCGAUGGCUCAAGCAGUGUUGGCGAUAGCAACUUCCGUCUCAUGCUUGAAUUUAUCAGCAAUGUUGCCAAAUCAUUUGAAAUCACAGAUAUUGGUGCUAAAGUAGCAGCAGUGCAGUUCACUUAUGAUCAGCAUAUUGAAUUCAGCUUUGCAGAUUAUGUCACAAAAGACGACGUUAUUUCUGGUCUUCGGGGAAUCCGCUACAUGAGUGGGGGUACAUCCACAGGAGAAGCCAUUAGCUACACAACCAGAAAUGUGUUUGGACCUGUAAGAGAUGGGCCCAACAAAAAUUUUCUGGUUAUUUUGACUGAUGGUCAGUCUUACGAUGAUGUCCGAGGGCCUGCUGCUUCUGCUCAUAAAGCAGGUAUCACCAUCUUCUCUGUUGGCGUUGCUUGGGCUCCACUAGAGGAUUUAAAAGAUAUGGCAUCGGAACCAAAGGAAACACAUACUUUCUUCACAAGGGAAUUUACAGGACUGGGACAGAUUGUUCCUGAUGUUGUUAGAGCCAUUUGCAGAGAUUUCAUGGACUCCAAACAAUGAAUGGAAGGCUGAAGGAGACGAGUCUCAGCACAUC